UUCCUCCACGGGAGAUUCUGCUUUUCGUCCUACGUGGAGACAAAAAGAAAACGCAGUCCACACACACCAAACCAACUCACACUGUAGCGAGCGAGCGAGAUAGAGAUAGAGAGAAACAAACUCUUGAGGCGAACGAAACUUUUUACUCAAUUCUCAAGGCGAGAGAGAAUCAAUCCUCCAUUGUUUUCGAUCGAUCGGUCAUGCCUCCCGGUGCGAAGAAGAGAAAGGCGUUGAAGAAGAAGCAGCAGCAGCAGCAGCAAGAAGAAGCGAUUGGAACAAGUACGAACAAUAAGAGGUUCAAUGGCGAUAAUCUCCACGGAAAUGAUGAACAAGGAAGCCAAGAUGAUAGGGAAAGUGAUAGCACUUUGAGUUCCCCUGUUUCUCAAGAGAAUCAAGAAUUUGGUGUCACAAAAGAUCCAUCAUCUUCUUUGGUGCUGAAGGAGAAGGACACUACUACUAAAGAGAUAUCAGAUGUUACUCAUCAGGGACUAGGACCCAAAAGUGGAAAUGACGUCGCUGUUGAAAGAGGAACGGAUGACAAUGACAAUAUUGUGGAGAAAUCUCCCAUUUCCUCUAAUGGAAACUCUACUCAGGAUUCUUGUGGUGAUUCAGUUGAGGAAAUCGCUCCUGUUGUCGAUUCUGUCUCCCAAGUAGUGAUUCCUGAUAAGAGUGAGCGUGCUGAGACCUCAACACACUCAAAUCUGGUCAAACAGAAGUCUGAUGAAAAGAAAGAGUAUCAAUCUCUGGAGAAAGAAAACGGUAAAGAGUCUACUCUUCCAGGGUCUGCUAAUGGAACAAGCGGAAAUGUAGAGAGUGCAAGAGAAUCUGAAGCUCCAGUAUCCUCUGAGGAAAAUCGUCUUUUGUUGCCUGCCCCACCAGCUGUCCGAACUUCAUGGUUAAGUUGCUGCGGUUUGUUUGAUGCAGUGACAGGAUCUGACAGAUAAACACAGAGCAGGUGUUGGAUAAAGAUGGACGCUCAUGACAGCAAAGCUCAAAGACAACCAAAAAGCAGAACUUAGGGUACACUCUUCUUUGUACAUCAUCUUUGAUAGAUAAUAAUGUGGGCGGCUUUUAGCAACAUAAAUCUCAAUUUACCUUUCAUUUUUGAAAUACAGUCUUAAUUUGUCCAUUAAAUGGAUUUUUUAGAUUCAUGAGACUAAAUAGAGCUCUAUUUUUCUUUCAAUUA
Molecule: messenger RNA, 1186 nt
Organism: Raphanus sativus (radish)
Lineage: Eukaryota; Viridiplantae; Streptophyta; Magnoliopsida; Brassicales; Brassicaceae
Exons: 4
Coding region: 201-944 (247 amino acids)
Source: RefSeq, a predicted model, not a curated record